AUUUCCUUUCAUUUUAUACACGAGAUUUGGAAAAGUUUACAUUCUUUGGAAGAUUUUCAUGGUAAAGAAUUAACAAAUGGCUCUGAGAAACUUUCUUAAAUUUCGUUUGCCUUUACUGCAACAUAGACAAUUGAAUCAAUCCAUCUCAUUUAUUCCUGUGAGAGCUUCAAGUUUCAACGCUUCGGAGGAGUUUAAAGAUUAUGAUAAUCAUCCUGAUGUGGUUGUGACAAAAAACCCUCCAGAAUGGAAAUAUGUGGAACGUCUUUUAGGCUAUCAAGUAAUACCAAAACCUACUGUUAAAUCUGAAUAUCCAUCGGGUUGGACUGCGCCAAAUCCUGAGCUGUAUAAAGAUCUUCCAUAUUUCAUCGAGCGAACCAAAAAUUAUAUGUUGCCAGUAUAUCUUCAUAUAACUUUUCGAGGACAGAGACGAACCACAUUGAUAAAGAACAUUGAAGGAGACAUUUGGCAACUUGAGCAGGAAUUGAACAAAGUUAUAUCGAAACGCGUUCAAAAACGUAUUUUUUCGAGAAUUAAUGAAAUGUCUCGACAGAUAGUUUUCAAAGGAGAUUAUGUUACACUCAUUCAAAAAUAUUUAGCUGAUCGUGGAUUGUAAACUUUUCAAUUAAAACAAUAAAAUGAAGCCAGUUUAGAUUAAAAC
Messenger RNA from Clunio marinus, 658 nucleotides. The record is from the annotation of a GenBank genome assembly. Lineage: Eukaryota; Metazoa; Arthropoda; Insecta; Diptera; Chironomidae.